This is a messenger RNA of Cyprinus carpio (common carp), 4050 nucleotides long. RefSeq names its product caspase-2-like. NCBI's taxonomy places the organism in Eukaryota, Metazoa, Chordata, Actinopteri, Cypriniformes, Cyprinidae. The record is from RefSeq and is a predicted model, not a curated record. Gene Ontology annotation, biological process: proteolysis; regulation of apoptotic process. Gene Ontology annotation, molecular function: cysteine-type endopeptidase activity.
UCCUAUUGGCUGCCCAGCUCCAUCAUCACCCGCGGAAGUUUGUACAGAGUACUGUCAGUUAUUUCUAAAAAGACAUUUUUCGGCACGAAUUUUGUCGUUCCGCGUGUUUUCCUCGAGAACGUAAAAGAAAGACAAAAGAUAAAUAAUAUUUUAAAGGUUGAAUUUUGCGUCGAGAACAACAGAGCUCGCAUGAAGUGUUUGCACCGGACAGCUAAUAGUAUUGUGUAGCUCGUUGUUAGUUUAGUUUAUUUUUUUUUAUCGGUCAACUUGAUAAACAGCCUAGGAAAGGAUCACAAAAUUAUUUUAGCUGCAGUUUAGCAGCCAACCUGCUUUUAUGAUAAAGUUAAUGUCGGCAGUAUUUUAUAUUGACAGUUUUGUUUAUUUUUGUUUUGAUUAGCAUGCUAAGCUAGUUUGCAGCGCGAGCUGGCAUUAAUCAUUUUGGAUUUACAUCUAAUCAGCAUCACCCUUCAUACAUCGUCAUUAUAGUGUCAUUUACUGUCAUCUUCACACGGCAAGGACUGUACCAAAACAGAGGUUCAUCAUGCUGGGAGAAUGUGGCAUGAAAGAAUGGGAGAGACGAGUGCUCAGGAAGAACUCUGUCACUAUUCUGCAGGACUUAGUGGUGGAUGAUCUGCUGAUCCAGUGUCUACAACAAGAUGGAAUCCUUACAGAAAACAUGGCAGAGACCAUUAUGGCUAAACCGACGUCCCAGGGCAGGAGUCGUCAUUUGUUGCUUCUUUUGCCUAAACGUGGCCCUCAAGCUUUUAGCAGCUUCUGUGCUGCUCUUACGGCGACAGAGCAACCGCACCUCAGCAGACUGCUCAUGGACUUCACAGAGAAAGACAAAAGCUUUUCAGAGCCCUCACUGUCUCGUCCAACUCAGGAAUGUGUUAUACCUGUGAAAAGAGCCAGGACUCACGAGUCCAUGGAGAUGUGUUUGGAUGCCGACUGUCCUGUGACCACAGCUGUUGUUCCCUGCACACCGCAAUUUUACCAGUCCCAUAGAUCAAAGGCGUACCCGAUGCGCUCCUGCCCUCGAGGGCUGGCUCUGGUGCUGAGUAACGUGAGGUUUGACUCAGCUAACACUGAUUUAGACGUCCGGAGGGGAGGAGAGGUGGAUGAGGAGACGCUGAGGAGGCUCUUUAUGGAGCUGGAUUUCACAGUCAGCCUGCACAAAGAUCUAACGGCGGAGGCAAUGCGCAGGUGCCUAGAACAGUUUGCCCAGCGGCAGGAGCAUGCAGAGUAUGACUGCACUGUUGUGUGUUUGCUGUCACAUGGAGUUGAGGGAUCUGUGUACGGCACUGAUGGACAGCUGCUGGAGGUGCACUUAAUUUUGGACUGGGUGUUUGAGGUUUUUGAUAACGCCCACUGCCCUCUGCUCCAGAAUAAGCCGAAGAUGUUCUUCAUUCAGGCUUGUCGAGGAGAGGAGAUGGACAAUGGCGUGGACCAGUUGGAUGGGCAGGAACGGACUCAAUCUCCCGGCUGUGAACAGAGGGAUGCUGGCAGAGAGGGGGAGAGAGAUGACAAAGAGAGGGAGGAGAAAGACAGGGAGAGACUGAGAGUCAAGCUGCCCCAGAGAUCCGACAUGAUCUGCGGCUUUGCUACCCUCAAAGGUUUCAGCACUGCUGCAAUGAGAAACACCAAGAAAGGAUCCUGGUUCAUUCAGGAACUGAACACCACAGUCAGACAGAGAGCCAACGACACACACCUGGCAGACAUACUUGUGCAGGUGAACAAUCAAAUUAAAAGCAGAGAGGGAUACGCACCUGGUUCAGCCCAUCAUCGCUGUAAAGAGAUGUCAGAGUUCACCAGUUCCCUCUGUAAAGACCUCUACCUCUUCCCUAAGUACUACCCCAACAACUAGACACACGCACACACACUCCCCAGACACGAAGCACACGCAGAACACACUGCCCUAAGAACUGAUUUUGAUGCAGUAGCGGGAGCUCAGCGCACGUGUGUGUGUGUACAUCCAUCACCUGCUGCAAGCUCAGCACACAACACACAGAGUCAUGUAAAUAUACUUACACCCGUUCAGAAGUGUCAUCUGUUUCACAUUCCUCAGCACAAUGACAUUAACAGUGGAUUUGCCAAGAUAGAUCAGAUUUAUUUUAAUCUUCUUGGGUGCACUUAGAAAAUGCAUGAUCACAUAUUUUUUUUUUCACUAUUGAAAUAUGCUAAGGAAAGAGUAAAGAUGCCAUUUGUGAGUACAUGUGAAAAAAUCCAUUUGUUUUGAUGAUUUAUAGGGGGGAAAUUGGGGUUAAAAAUAAGGCGGAAAAUGAAAUAUAUUUUUUUAUUCCAUUUUUUUAUUUGUUUAUUCAGCAGCUGUAUAAACUUUGCCAAAUUUAACCAAAGCCAACAUUUUAUGCGUCUUUUGUUUUAUCUGAUUUAUUUUUAUAUCUAUUUGUUUUCACUCUUCUUUGUACAUUUCUUUUUCUCAGUAAUUCAUGUUCUGUAUGUUUUGCAGUUGUGGAGCCUUUUUAUAGCUAACCCUGAAAUCUUGUUGGUACAUUCAGAGCAGCUUAAUGAUACACCCACCAUCUGUCACGCAUACAUGGUUGUAUGCAUAGACAUAACAUUGUGCCAGUACCAUACUAAACUCCUCCAUACUCCAGAUCUGCUCUUUCUUUAUCUUUGGUUUCUGUUAAUGUUAUCUGUAAGUACUGUGUCAUGACAUCUGUUCAUUUUCUUUAGUUAUCCUGUAUGCACCAUGGCAGCUUUUUUGAAUUUUGAUAUGGCUUCCUGACUUGAGUUAAAAGUUAAACUAUUUAUCCAUUUUGGUUCGCAUAUAAUAGUUAUUUUUAAAAACAUUACUAAGAUGCAUAACUUCUGGAUUUUAGUUGCAUUCCAAAUGGCGUUUCCACUCAUUUAUAUAUCCUUUUAACAUGUUUUGUAAUUAUGCCUGUACAUAUGCGUGUUUCUCUUACUUUUGCACAUUUCUUUUCACUUCAAACAUUCUGUGUGCCAUUGAAUGCACAUAAUGGAGACUGAAAGUAUGCUUUUAAAGAAAAGCCUGCAGGUGGCAGUAGAGAGCUUUUGCACAUUUAAUCAGCUCACCUUUUGUCAUUUAGAGCUUCCAGAGUUUAGACACACAGUCUUCCUGCUCUGCACACAACAUUAUUCCUCCUGGGAAUAUAGACUGUAAAUUUGAGUGUGCUGUUUUUCAUCUGUGUAUGUGUCUUCUUGAUCCAGUAGGCAUGACCUUUAGGUUAAUGGUCACAACCUUUGACCUUUUGACACUGCCAUGGCAUCCCUCAAACUUUCUUCUACAUUCCACACUCAUCACCUUUACCAUAGGUUAUCACUCAACAUGAUUAUUUUAUUUUAAUGCAUUUUAUUUUAUUUUUACUGUUUUAGAAGCCAGAAUGUUUUAUGUAGAUGUAGACGUUCAUGCUGAUAUUGCUUUCAAGCAACUGUUGCUAUUUUUGUUUUUGUUUUGGUAUUUUAACUAACAAGCGUCUUUGAACUGGCAAUAUAAUAUGGGCAUAGGUUCAUUUUAAACAAACAUUAAAAUCCUAAGUAUAAAAAUGAGGGGCUGGUGCAGAUAACUAAUUUAUAAAAGAUGACUUUCAUAAUGGAAACAGUGCCAUGAUAAUUUAGGAAAAAAUAUAUUGAAAUAUUUAAACAAAUGACUGGUUAUUUGAUGAAAUACUAGAAGUUAUUUUCAUUAGUCAAAUGUUUCAAAAUGAAAAAUACACUUGUAUAUAUAUACUUGGAAAAUGUGUCAAUUUCAUACUCUGUGUUUGUAAGUAUUUCAUACUGUGUUUGUAAGUAUUUCUUUAAUGCUGCAGUCGUUCCAUUGUGAGAAUGCCAGCACACUGAUGUUCUCCAGAACCAGCCUUACAUGAAAGGAAAGAUGGGUUCAUUUUAAACAACUCUAACAGUAUUUAUACAUUUUAAUGUGUUUCUCAGGCUGUGUUCACCUGGUUUUGAAUGUGUGUUCAGAAUUGUAAUGGUGAAAGCAUUGUGACACUGAGCGCUACAGGUUCUAGUUGUGGUAAAAAUGUUUUAAAAGUUUCCCCUAUGAAGGUAUUAAAACCCACAAAGCAC